GGACUGGAAGGCCAGCAGCUCCCCGGUCAGAUGAGUAUCAAUCAUCCCUCCUGGGCUGCGAUUGGUUCAUGGCGGACCAACCUGGCUGUAUCAGUGUCCAUUCAGUGACAACAAUAAGGCUGAAUAACUAAUGAGCGCCCUCCAAGCAGAAGUGUGGUCUUCGCACUAUUCAGUAGCUUUGAACAUGACCAGCAGCCUUCUGUGGGCGCUCGAGCAGGCAACCUAAAUAAUCAAGAUGCUUUCAUAAAAAACAAUAACAAUUUUAGCUUCAUCACCAAAGAAGAUACACAAAGAAAGAUAGACAUUGGAUUACUUAUUUUAUCGAUUUGAUUUUUUAAGGAGAUCCUAAGGGUAAGAAGAAAACCAAAAAUGAAACCAAGACUCUUUCUCAUCUGCCUGGCAACUUUCUACUGUCUGAGUGGCUGUUUGGCAUCGGAGCUGUCGUUCCUCCUGGAGCCCAGUGAUGUGAUCGCCGUGAGGGAACGCCAGCUCAUGCUGGACUGUCGUGUGCAGGGGGAGGAGCCGAUCAUGGUCACGUGGCGUAAAAACGGUGUGCCUUUACCCAGCAGCCCGCGGGUUGAGGUGCUGGCAAAUGGCACGCUGUUUAUCCGGAGCUUCCAGAAACGCAGGGAGGGGAGUGACGCGGACAUGGGCGAGUACGACUGCGCGGCCCAAAAUCGCUACGGCAUGUUGGUCAGCCGCAAAGCCAAAGUCCUUUUGGCGUCUCUUCCCAAGUUCCACACCCACCCUCUGUCCAUGUCCGUGGACGAGGGAGGCGUAGCUCGCUUCCAGUGUCAAAUCAAUGGAGUUCCUGAGGCCAACAUCACCUGGGAGAGAGACAGAGUACCACUCAACACCACCGACAGCAGAUACACUCUCCUGCCAAUGGGUAUUCUCCAGGUGACAGGUGUGAGGCAGGUGGAUGCAGGGGUUUUCCGCUGUGUUGCCACCAACCCCGCCAACACUCGCUUCAGUCACGAGGCCGUGCUCAACAUCACUGGUGGAGCUUCCAGAACGUACAAGGAGCCCUUCAUCCUGUCGGGACCCCAGAAUCUGACCAUCACCAUCCAUCAGACGGCCAUCUUGGAGUGCAUUGCCACGGGAAACCCAAGCCCUAUUGUUUCCUGGAGCAGAUUAGACGGACGCUCCAUUGGGGUGGAGGGUAUUCAGGUUCUGGGGACCGGCAACCUGAUGAUCUCAGAUGUUUCCCUGCAGCACUCUGGAGUGUAUGUGUGUGCUGCCAAUCGGCCCGGCACCAGAAUGAGGCGUACUGCCCUCGGACGACUCGUUGUACAAGCUCCUCCUGAGUUUCUGCAGUGGCCGCAGUCUGUGUCCAAACCAGUAGGGGGCAGCGCUGUGUUCACUUGUGUGGCCCAGGGCGUCCCCGAGCCUCACCUCAUCUGGCUGAAGAAUGGCAAGGUUCUGAUGCCUGGACACAACGUGAAGCUGACCAACAACAACAGCACUCUGGCUGUGACUCGUAUCAGCUCAGAGGACGAGGCCAUCUACCAGUGCAUCGCAGAAAACAGCGCUGGUACAAAUCAAGCCAGCGCCCGUCUAGCCGUGGCCCAGGCUACAGACCUGCCGGCCGCCCCCCAGGGCCUGGUGGCCAAUGCGCUGUCCACCAUUACCCUGCAGAUCACAUGGAGUCAGCCGCUGGCCCCCGUCACCGACAGCAUCAUCGGAUAUGUCCUGCACAUCCGCAAAAUAGGAGAGCCUGACAGUCUGGAGCUGCAGGAGGCCAUCAGUAAAGAUUCCUUCCAACAUGAUGUGACCAACCUGGAGGCAGCCACCACCUACUCCCUGUACCUGAAGGCCUACUCUCCCCUGGGAGCCAGCAGGCAGUCCAACACCGUGGUGACCACAACGCUGGGGGGCGUGCCGACCCCGCCCAUCUUCUUCACCAAAGUGCUGAACUCCAGCGCCAUGCAGGUCCUGUGGGAGCUCCCCAGUAAGGCCGGCAAGGCUGAGGGCUUCAGGCUGUCUUACCGCAGGGUCCCCCAUGCCGACUUCCAAAGCCCCAUCCAGCUGCCAUUCCACAUCAAUGCCCACACCAUCUCCAAGCUGGAACCCGGUGCAGUGUUUGAGGUCAAGCUGGUGGCCUACAAUGGAAACGGGGAGAGUGACUGCUCCAAGAGACUGGUGUCGCUGGCAGAGGAAGGCGUGAGUGACCAAGCCACCGGCGGGGACAGUCUGUGCCAGUGCAGGGAUGGUGAGGCCUCUCUUGGCAGCAUCGUCAUUGGCAUCCAUAUAGGCACCGCCUGUAUCAUCUUCUGUGUUCUGUUCCUCAUGUUCGGAUAUCGUCGCAGUCUGUUUUGCAGUAAAGGGUCUCAGGACAGCUGGUCUGUACCGAGGGACAUCACAGGACACAGUGGGAUGCUUAAGGACGAAGCGACCCGCCCCGGUGGGGGGGCAGCACCUCAGGCGGUCUGUCCAGCACAGUACCAGGUUGUCAUUGAGCAGCACUUGUGCGGUUUGCCUGGCACGGACACUGGCUAAGACACGGACACUGGUCAAUGUUAUAACACCCACAGUCAUAGGUUUAGUAUGCCUAAAACCUUCUGAUAGAAACCUGAAAGUAGCUUCCACAAAUCUGUGACAGAUGGUUUACUGAGCUAGGAAUCAUCCUGGUCCUUUGUCACCUUUCCCAUCCUCCACCCCUACCCAAACUAAAGCUUAUUGCCAUUAUUGCCUGUGAACAUGCACAUGUGCAUGUAAAGAGCCUUCACGAGAGCAUUGCCACAGCCAAUGACGUCCUGUCAUGUUCUCUUUGUGUGUGUACCACAAAACAGUCAUUGGUUUUCCAGGGGGAGUCUGUGCCAUAACCAAAAUAUAAUAUUCCUCAGAUCUCCUCCGCUGAAAUGAAGCCAUUAAUAGUGACAGAACUCUUGACUUUGCCUUCCGUCCCUCUGCAAUAAGAAAAGGAAGAGACACAGUAGCCUUUGCUAAUGCCUUAUGACGGUGAUAUGAAAUGAUGGUCUAUCACCUUACAAGCCAUGGAAACAAAGCCUUCUUUAAUCUUCACCAUAAAUCUGCAUACCUCCAAAGAAAGCUACCUCAGUUCAACAGGAAUGCCCGAGCAUAUCCAAGGCCUGAUUAUGCUGCUUCUGCAAGCCUACCUCAACCAAAAAAUAGGGAAACACUUUUCCUUGAGAAACCAUUUCCUUGACCACUGCCAGUGUACCGUGCCAGUCACCAACCAGUCCAGUCCAGAGAGUGCUCACCAGGACCACAACCGAGGCAAGCCGAACCGUGGCAGAGCCCGGAUGAAGCCUUACUGCACCGGAGAUCCACAAGAGCCUUAACAAUGUCCUGCUCAAGCCGGGUCACCGUUUGUUUCUGUCUAUAAGCCCAACUUGGCUGUGAAUCUUCUGCUUUCUGAACUGACUUCAGAAGACACUAAGGAGAACAUUUAGUAUUGCCUCCUGUAUUUUUGUUACUCCGUUACGUUUCUACCCAUGAUUCUCAUAUACCCUCUAGUAUCCAUCUCCAAUAACAUAUUUGUGCAAACAGGAGGCUUGUUUGAUCUGCACAAACCCAAUAGAACACUAAUGCUAAGCCAAAAAUGAGUGUUUGAGGCCACGCUGCCAGGUUAACUCCGGAUUCUACAUUGGUCAUUCUGGAACAACUGAGAUGUCAGCGAAAUUGUUUAACGGUGACACUGGCCUGAAUGCAUGGACGAGGUUCGUGUUCCCCCUGCCCGCCUACCCAAAAAGUUCUUGGAUGAAAACCAAGCUGAAUGAUGGCCAAAGAUGUAAAUUGGUUUUCAUUAUUUUCCUUUAAAGAAUUAUUUUAAGAGAGGUUACAUUUUCUCAAAAGGUUUUGGAUCGUUCUUGUUUGAAAUGGGUCGCCUGUGUGAAGAGUGCUUUACUGAACUGAGCCAAAAAAAUCUCAUUUUAAAAACAACAUCUUUUUAUAUUUUCUUUGGUUUGGUCAUUGCAGGUGAACCCUUCAACAUGGAACUGUUUAUUUUCUUUAUCCUAACAUUGUACUUUUGAAGAGUAACCUAAAGAAGAUAUCAGAUAUUUUGAAAGACUUCCUAUGUCGAUACUUGCUUUCUUUUUCAAAGUAGUUAAAUUCUUGCCGAAUAUUUAGCUAUCUUAAAGAAAUAUGUAACCAAAUGCCUCUACAUUUUCAUUCAGUCUUUACACAUAACCAAAAGCACAGCAACAUAUUAGUAAGAGUAUAUAUAUAUAGCUAUCACACACAUAUACAUUCAAUAUAUACAAUAUAUAUGUGUGAAUGGCUAGUAAAAGGUGAACCUUUGACAGCAGCUUUAAGAAGAGUUACAAGUUGUUAAUACAUUGUGCCGCAAACAACACAAUUUCCUUUUAAAAUUGAGUUUCACAUUCUUUGUCUUAUACGCACACAUUUUCAUUCAAUAAUUUUAGGUUGGUUGGGACUGAAGGGCAACAGUUGGUUGCCCUUCAGUCUCUGUAUGGAUCCAUUCAAAGAAUAUCAUAGCCAGCCUUGUAUUUGUAAUGUCAAAAACAAAAGGGUGAGAAUUUAAAGUCCUCAAGGUUCACCUUUUACUUCUGAGUGUUUUAGGUUUACUCAAAGAACAGUAGAACACAAUACAUUUGCUUUCUGACAAAACUCAAAGAUGUUAAAAUAAUGUGAUACCAAAAAGUGUGUUGAUAUGGAUGACCCAAAAAGUCACGUGUUUUUUGUAGUUUUAUAUGCGUAGAUGUUAUUUUUCUUCUGUUUCAAACCAUUCAUUCCUCUAAGUCUUUUGUUCUUCCUGUUGUGGACAGGAAAGGUUGCCAAAGCAAAUGUUUGCUUUUUUUGAAAGUUUGUCAUUGUUAUUAUAAUUAUUAGAUUGGAUACCUUUAAUUGUGUUUAUUUCAAAUGUUUUCUUUUUUUGAAGAUGUGGAUGAUAUGAAAAUGAUUGUUAGUAUUACCUCGUGAUGGCCUUUAAGAAAUUGAUGUGAGUUUUCCAGAGACACUACAUUUAAGGCUGGAAAGCCAAACUCAUGUGUGCCCUGAAGAGCAAGCGACUAGAAACGAAAGAACCACAAAAGAAGAAAGAAAAUAGUAGAAAAGUAGAAACUGGCUGCUAGUAUUAACGAGAACCAAUGCUUUAAUGAUUAAGUGCUUUUCCUUGUCCCGAAGUUUUCCACUGGUGUGUUGUAGCCAACAGAAAACCUAAAGCUUUAACCUGUUAUGACUGAGGCUGAAAUGAAAUGGCUUGGAGGUAAAGGAGUGACUGAGGAUGAGCUGCAGCUGGAAACAGAGACCAAGCUGUGAUCUGGAAGGCUUUCACGCUACAUUUAUUUUACAUCCACGCAAAUGACAAAAAUCCCUCAUGGUUUACUUUGCACCUGCUAAGGUUUGUCACUAAAAUACAAUAAAGGGAGAUGACUGAAAUUGCUUAAAACUAUACAAUUUAACCAUUGGAGAAUGCAACUACAUUUGUUUACCAUUGCAAAUGAAUCAAUUAAUUCAUACUUGCCCACUUUAAAACACUCAAAAUAUUAUUGUACCCAAUGGCUACAAUAACCACAGGGGGUGAGAGGGAAUAUGUAUUUUUGUCUGUUGUUUUGUCUGACCCGUUAUUUAUUUUCCAAUUUUCCAAUUUCCAAUAGCUAAACUUUUCUCUGAAGCAGGGUGGUGGUUGUUGACAGCUACAUUUAGACUCAAUUUAAAACUAAUCUUACUCAAUUUGCCCGAUGGUGGAAGCAACAUAUUCUGCUCUCUAAGUCUUGCCAGACAGCUUGGUCUCUGCAGACUGUUCUCCCUGAAUGUCUGGACUUCACUUUUUCUCCCUCCUAAAUUACAUUCCAUCAUGCCUAAAACCAAAUAAAGAAACAUUUUUUAGAUGAAUAAAUGUUGUCUAAUUUA
This is a messenger RNA of Gasterosteus aculeatus aculeatus (three-spined stickleback), 5841 nucleotides long. The record is from RefSeq and is a predicted model, not a curated record. NCBI's taxonomy places the organism in Eukaryota, Metazoa, Chordata, Actinopteri, Perciformes, Gasterosteidae.